Messenger RNA from Rhineura floridana, 4694 nucleotides. It is a transcript of the gene DYM, whose product is annotated as dymeclin. The record is from RefSeq and is a predicted model, not a curated record. Gene Ontology annotation, biological process: Golgi organization. NCBI's taxonomy places the organism in Eukaryota, Metazoa, Chordata, Lepidosauria, Squamata, Rhineuridae. Gene Ontology annotation, cellular component: Golgi apparatus. Bases 413 to 2587 code for a protein of 724 amino acids. The transcript is spliced from 19 exons.
CGCCGUCGGGAGGGAAGUGGGCAAGGAAGUCCUGGACGGACGGCGAGGCCUCCGCCCCUCCCCUUCUCGCCGAUGAUGGUGUUGGUGAGGCGUUGUGACGACGUGGAAAGAUGGGAGACGGUUUGAGUGGAGCGGCUAAAUAACCGACUGAGGGGGCGCGUGCGUGUACGCGAGUACGUACACAUAAGUGGAGAAGGCGGCGCGCGCGCGUGCUUACAGGAGCGAGCCACGAAGGCGCGCGGUAGAGUCCCUGAGGAGAUCCCGCGGGGCACGUUAACUCGCUUUGCCCAGCUGGAGCCGGAACCCGCUGUUGUGUCCUCCUCUAAAGGAAGUUUGAGGCUUACUCAGCAGGACAAUCAGAAAUUCUAGAGUGACAUGAAAUCUUAAAAAGUGCAGACCAAAUAAUAAGAAAAUGGGAGCAGCUAGCAGCAGCAUUAAUGAGCUUCCGGAAAAUGAGUACUUAAAAAAAUUGUCGGGCCGAGAGGCAAUAUCUGAGAAUGACCCAUUCUGGAAUCAGCUGCUUUCUUUUAGCUUUAAUACCCCAACAAACAGUGCUGAGUUAAAGCUUCUGGAAGAAGCCGCUGUUUCAGUCUGCAAGGCUUUAGUGGAGAAUAAUCCUCGAACAGGAAAUCUUACGGCGCUGAUUAAAGUCUUCCUUUCUAGAACGAAAGAGUUAAAAAUUUCAGCAGAAUGUCAAAAUCACCUCUUUAUCUGGCAGGCUCACAAUGCACUGUUUAUUAUUUGCUGCCUGCUCAAAGUGUUGAUAUGUCAGAUGUCAGAAGAGGAGUUGCAACUUCAUUUUACCCACGAGGAAAGAACACCAGGCUCUUAUGGAUCAGAGUGCGAAGACCUUAUGGAAGAGUUACUGUGCUGCCUCAUUCAGCUAAUUGUUGAGAUUCCUCUUUUAGACAUAACAUACAGCAUUUCUCUAGAAGCUGUGACGACUUUGGUUGUUUUCCUCUCUUGCCAACUUUUCCACAAGGAAAUUCUGCGGGAAAGCAUCAUUCACAAAUACCUCAUGCGUGGUCGAUGUCUUCCAUACACUAGCAGACUUGUGAAAACAUUGCUAUAUAACUUCAUCCGACAAGAGAGAAGCCCCCCCCCAGGCACACAUGUCUUUCAGCCAGAGUCGGAUGGAGGAGGACUGCUGUACGAAAUUGCAUCAGGAGUAGCAACUGGCCUGUGGACAGUUUUCACAUUGGGAGGAGUGGGAAGCAAGCGUGCUCCUCAGCAGGAGGAGUCUUCACCUCUAGCUAAUCAAAGUCUUCUGCUGCUGCUUGUGCUAGCAAAUCUCACUGAUGCACCAGAUACACUAAACCCUUAUAGACAAGCUAUUAUGUCUUUCAAGAACACACAAGAUAGCACGGCUCUUCCUUCACCAAAUCCUCACACUUUCCAGAUUAAUUUUAACAGUUUAUACACCACUUUGUGUGAACGGCAGAACUCUGAUCAAGCAACCCUUCUUUUAUACAUUCUGCUGCAUCAGAACAGCAAUGUUCGAACAUAUAUGUUGGCCCGAACAGAUAUGGAAAAUCUGGUUCUGCCAAUUCUUGAGAUACUUUAUCAUGUUGAAGAAAGGAACUCUCACCAUGUUUACAUGGCUCUGAUAAUUUUGUUAAUUCUUACUGAAGAUGAUGGCUUCAAUCGAUCCAUUCAUGAAGUAAUAUUGAAAAAUAUUACUUGGUACACAGAACGUGUAUUAACAGAAAUUUCACUGGGCAGUCUCCUGAUACUAGUAGUAAUAAGAACUAUUCAGUACAACAUGACAAGAACGAGGGACAAAUACCUUCAUACAAAUUGUUUGGCAGCUUUAGCCAAUAUGUCAGCACAGUUCCGCUCACUUCAUCAGUAUGCCGCUCAGAGGAUCAUCAGUUACACCUGCCGCCACUUGCGGAGAUAUGUCUAUGUCUUGGACAAACUGUAUUUCCCCCACUCCCACUGCUCUACGCUGCAGCAUUGCUUCUCGAGCCUCAGUGACAAUGGAGAGGAACUGUUGUCUUUAACUUGUUCUCACAUUCUCAGAACGUAUGCUUCCAGCUUGUUUGCAUUGUUGUCAAAAAAGCACAACAAAGUUUUGGAGCAAGCCACACAAUCCUUGAGAAGUUCCCUCACUUCAAAUGAUUCUCCACUUCCGGAUUAUGCGCAGGACCUGAAUGUGAUUGAAGAAGUCAUUCGAAUGAUGUUAGAGAUAAUCAACUCCUGCUUGACAAACUCCUUACAUCAUAACCCUAACUUAGUGUAUGCACUGCUUUAUAAGCGAGAUCUCUUUGAGCAAUUUCGAACUCACCCCUCUUUCCAGGAUAUAAUGCAAAAUAUAGAUCUGGUGAUAAGCUUCUUUAGCUCUCGAAUCGAGCAGGCUGGGGCUGAGCUGUCAGUGGAGCGAGUUCUGGAAAUCAUCAAGCAAGGAGCUGUUGCACUGCCCAAAGACAGGCUCAGAAAAUUUCCAGAGCUGAAGUUUAAAUACGUGGAGGAGGAGCAACCUGAGGAGUUCUUCAUCCCUUAUGUCUGGUCCCUUGUGUACAAUUCUGCUGUGGCACUUUACUGGAGCCCACAAGACAUCCAGCUCUUUACUAUGGAUUCUGGCUGAAAGGGGAAGAGCCAGUCCAAACCCAGCGCUUACAUGUGACCACGACCACAACCACCCUCUCCCAGAAUGCAUCCCUUCCACCUGCAGCCUAUGAAGAAGGAAGUUUGUUACUAUUGUACAGUCCCACUGCUGUUUCCAGGGGGGCAUGGUAGGAGCCAGAAUAUUGUGGGAACUCUGACAAGAUUGUAUGCUUUUAUUUAUAUAUUUGUAAAACCAAGAUAUUUUCCAGUGCCUCUGAGCUUUAGAGUGUUAACACAAGAUGUUAGCAGUGAUCAGCUUUUUUUUUUAAAGUCAAACAGAGAACAAAGUGGGAAAAUAUAUUUUGAUUUGAGAAGUCAACAUUUGCAAGUUUAUUUCUUUAGGCUUUCUGGUUCUACUUCACCACUUUUUAAAAACUUCUUUUUUGUGUGCUAUGGGCUUCUCAUUUGAUUAUCAGAAAAAUCUUCUCCCUUUAAUGCUGUAUAUAACUGAGAAGUUGUCUGAAUUAAUGCAAUAUAAAACACAUAAUGGUAUUUCAUUUUGAGGCAGAAAGGAUAAAUCCUUGAUUUUGAUAAGGGCGACCGCUACAAUGAGGGAUUAUUUUCAACAUUAUUUUGAUAAGGCACUAAAAAUUGGUUUUGUGGCUGCUAAUACUUAUGGAAGCCCAGCAAUAUUGAGACAAGCAACCCACCAGGAAUAUCUCCAGAAUUGUAUCCAUCUCAAAAAGCAUUGUGCAAGAGGUAGUCCCACUGGGCCAUGCCCAUUCAUGCAAGUUUAAGCAUUGUAUUAUUGCAUUACAGAUUUGGUGUAUUGCACACAUUUUCAUGAACUCUUUGAAACAGUGAAGAAAAACUCUACACUGAACAGGAUAGUGAUCAGAAUCCCCCAGAAGAGAGGUGCACAUACUGUGCUUUCCAGAUAAUUGGUUUUGCCAGAGUUAUGCAGAGUUAUGUGCGUAUGAAAAAUGAAUGUCCUAUGAUAUGCUUUUUCAUAGCAAAUUGGCAAAAUAUUGUGUUUGCUAACAAACUGUGGAGAAUCAGGGGGGAAAAUUUCACAUAAAACACAAUUUUUUACAUGGAACGUGGGCUUGUGAUUAUUUUCAAAUACACAGAACCGCAUGCCAAACUGCAGAAAAAAAGGAACUGAUAAAAUACAAUAGUUUAUUGACUUGCUCAGCAUGUUCUAUUCCAGAACAAAUGUGGGACAUUUUAUUAUAUGUGGGAGGGAAAUGACACUUUUUUAAUGUGGAAUAUUUGGCUCUAUUUUUUUAACCUCCUGACUAAUAUUAAAAUUGUGUGUACCUUCCACCUAUUUAUGAGCAAGGUCCUGUAGGGUAUUCUGCACAACUGGAAAUCCCUUUUAUAUUUAUUUUAAACUGCAAACACAGAAUGACAUAUAUUAGCAUAUAGGACUUUGCACAGACACAAACUUGGUGGAAAGGCAGUAUGAAGACUGAAUUAUCAACAUUUUCAGUGUAACGUAUUUAAAAAAUUGAAAGGUGACUAAAAAUAAGUAACAUUUUAUGCUGUGCUUGGGUUUUGCUUUGUUUUUUGAUAUUUUGGUCAAACGAGGGUGAAUUCUUUGUAAUGUUUUUUGCAACCUUUAAAUAAAGGACUGUUGACUGCACAUCUUAGGAAAAGUCAAUGUGUUCAAAGUCUUCUAACUUACACAUUCUGAGGAUUGCCUAGAACAGUUGAAUUAAAUGAACUAUAGUUAAAUACCUAAUGCUGAAAGUUGUGGAAUGCUCAAGAGAACAGCUGAUGCAAAUCAGGCUGUACCAUCCUGUUGACAUUGAGCUGUUGAAUGUCACAAAAACAAGUAGCAUGUUUACUCUUAGCUUCCUUCUCACAUUUUUCACAUUGUAAUUAUGGGUUGGCAAGCUUAGAACUAGAAAAGCCGUGAUUCAUUGUCGAAACAGCAGACUAGGCCCAACACAGGUGAUGUUUUUUAUAUUAAACUUUAAUUCUGGUGUGGUUGACUCUUAGCUACUAUGAAGGUAUGUUGAUGUCCUGGAGACUGCAGUCUGGUACAUUCAUCAAUACUCCUUUGUGUCCUCCAGAUCUAUAAAGUACCAUGGUGGGGAAUCCUUUUCAGUACUUUGCAUGAAAUAAUUACUAUGUAUAAUAAA